AUGGCGCUCUCGAUCAUCGCAGGCACCGGCGGCCUUCUCCAGCUAGGCUUAUCGAUUUCAGACAUAGCCUUGUGUGUUGACUUGGGCAAAAAGUUCGGCAACUUCGUUCGAGCAGGACAAAACGACAAUGACCUAUUUGAAGUCCUUAAUGAGGACCGGGAGGCCCUAUUCAGACGGCGUGGCCUCGUAGACGCAGUUGAAAUGGAGAAGAGAUGGCCUCAAGUACAAUUCGUUCACCGCGGCACGAAGAAAAAAGGCAAUAUCAUGGAAAGUCCGCCUCCUGAAUCGCCAUUACUGAAGACGAAUCAUAGGAAAAAGAGAGAAGAUACUAGUGGUGGGGUGGACAGAUUCACAUGGAUCAUGGUCGCAAUUGUUUCCGCCUUAGACGGGUGCUUACCAUCAAGCGUCAUACAGGAACUACUCAUUCGAGUCUUUGUUGAGGUUUUGGCUCGCGAAGAUGACAUCGUACCUGCGUUAAGAAUAACCAUCAAGAAGAAUGUUGAGUCGUGGAGAUCUUUCGGGUGUGCUAGAAACAUAGCGUUCUCGAUCAAAAAUGAGAUGCACAAGAGCCUAUCCAAUGGCGAGCUCGAUCAGCACCCGAUCCAGGCUAUCCUUCAGUUAAACGAAGCAGAAAUGGCAGAUGCGCAAAACUUUCUUGUUUGGCUUCUCAGAGGAGACUCGACAGUAUUUAGCGUUAUGUCUCCCAUCACCUUCUCCAUUGCUGAGGCCUGGGAAAAGGUCAAGCUUGAUCUGUGCACCGGUGGACACCCUACACACGAAGGACAAGCUUGUGUGACAUAUCACCGCGAAGGCCAUAUAAUCGGAGGAUCUAGCUCCAGUACAGGUCCAAUUCCAAGAGGACUUGGCUCAAGGCCCCUCCAGAUUUCCUGGCCUCGCGACAGACCAGAAUCGAUGAUAGACGUCCUGGGGGUCGGUCGUCCAUUGGAGGAAGCUAUGUUACAAGCCUGGGACCGUGGAACGAAGGCCGCCGAUCACCUGGCAUUGGUUGGCAAAGCGGACCUGCCAUUCGAAUCCACAAGCGAGGUAUAUUAUACCCUUGAAGUCUCCUCUGGUGCACAAGUCAGCAGACGGUACGGCUCGCAUAUUGGCAUGCUCGCCGAUCAAGGCCUUCCCACAGACACCGAGAAGAUCUUUGAGACGUUGGAGUGGAUUCUGGUAGGAACGCCGCAAGACAGCUCUCGAUGGCUCCAGAAUCAUGUUGCACCAGACUACCUGCUUCGAGUUGAUGGCGCAGCCGUGUUACGCGAUGUGGAAUACACCCAGGUGUUCUUCAAGUAUCAAGCUUUCAUCUUUGGAUUCUACUACCGACUCCUACGAUCAAUUCUAUGUUUCGAUCUAGUGGAACCCGCGGCUUUCUUCCACGGCAUCUGGGGUGUACACAGUACUACGUUUCUGGCUAUGUGCACUCAGCUGGGUCAAUCCUUGCGGAGAGACGAAAAGGUCAGCCGGGCUCAUAUGCUUUAUGUGCUGUCUGCGAUGUAUAACGGUCGUCGCAAGAUCUUCAGUACCAUGUCACCACUUCCUCGAUUAGUCGGUGUUCUCGGACCCAUCUCGGUACUGGCGCUACCUCUUGUUCGUACAACAGACGACCCUGAUAGUAUCUCGAAGAUCGCUGUCGUUGACCUUCCAAUCGUCGAUCUAAAUGCCGAAAGCGCAGACGGAGAUCUGAUGGCCAGCGAAGGUGGGGGAAUGCACUUCAAAUGCCCGUCCGAGUGCGACCGCGCCGCCACCCUCACCCGACCAACUGGCCCAACGCAUGAUUGGGCAGUGUAUCCAUAUAUGAGCAUGGCAUUGAGUGGGGAAAGCACCAGCGGUGUAGUUAUGGCUGCCCUAUGCGGCAAGAGGCUUGUUGGGUGGUUCAAUCCGUUGGCUGCGGAUAUCUCGUUCCUCAGUUCAGCUUAUCUGCGAGAGUCGCGUAGCGAAGACGAUGUGGUUGCAUUCGAAGUAAAGGACGAGCAUUGGGUGAAUGGUGAGGCCCUUCAGCCAGAUCCAGGUCACGUAGAUUUCGCGUUCGGCGUCGUGCACUCGCAUGGCUCGCCUAGUCUACGGUACGCUGCGGCUGGUUUCUACGCUGAAACAGGCGAAGAAGUGGUAGUUGCUCGGUCUGCCAGUGAAUUUUCCGGAGCUUUUGGCAGAAUAGAAGCACAAGGUCAAGGUAUAGUGAUCGCAUAA
Messenger RNA from Alternaria postmessia, 2193 nucleotides. RefSeq lists its product as uncharacterized. The record is from RefSeq and is a predicted model, not a curated record. Lineage: Eukaryota; Fungi; Ascomycota; Dothideomycetes; Pleosporales; Pleosporaceae. The transcript has a single exon. The coding region runs from base 1 to 2193 and encodes 730 amino acids.